Puntigrus tetrazona (Sumatra barb) is the source of this 1795-nucleotide messenger RNA. RefSeq names its product HSPA (heat shock 70kDa) binding protein, cytoplasmic cochaperone 1 (gene hspbp1). NCBI's taxonomy places the organism in Eukaryota, Metazoa, Chordata, Actinopteri, Cypriniformes, Cyprinidae. The coding region runs from base 159 to 1154 and encodes 331 amino acids. Gene Ontology annotation, molecular function: protein binding. The record is from RefSeq and is a predicted model, not a curated record. The transcript is spliced from 8 exons.
CGCGAGUCGCGGCGUUGCGCGAGAGAUCUGGAAGCUUCCGGAGCCGCAGCGGUGUGUUUAUUACAGCGGAGCUCGUGCUCGUUAUUACUACUACUGCUGGGAAACUUUCUGACACGCGGCCAUAUAACUUAGACUACUACUAAACAGCGUUUACAAAGAUGGCAGAAGGCAGAGGUGACCGGCAUCACCCCCGUAAUUUGCAAGGCGUGCUUCAGAUGGCUGUGGAGGCCGGUUCUGCUUCUGAAGGUCCAGCUCCACAAGAACCCAUGACGCAAGAGAGGAUGGAGUUUCUGAGAGGAGCUCUCGCGGAAGUGUGUAAAGGACAGGCGGAUGAGGUCGAGCUGAUGAGACGCUGUUUGGAGGUGCUGUGUAGAGAUGAAUGCAAGGAGAGGGGGAGCGAGGAGGAGGAGGAAGAGGAGGAUGAGAGGGAGGAAGCGCUGGAGAUGCUUUCUGAGCUCUGCGAGAACUUGGACAAUGCAAGAGAUCUGAUGAAGCUGGGCGGUCUGGAUUUGUGCUUGUCGCGGUGUCUCUGUCACCGUGAGGCCGGGAUUCGGUGGAGGGCGGCUCAGCUCAUUGCGAGCUGUGCUCAGAACAUGGAGGAGGUGCAGUUCUACCUGCUCAACCAGGGGGCGCUGCUGACGCUCCUGCAGCUCACGGAUCAUGACGCUAACAGCACGGUUCGAGUUAAAGCGCUCUACGCAGCGUCCUGUUUAGUCCGAGAACAGGAAGCAGGUCUUCGGGACUUCCUGUCACAUGAUGGCUUUUCAGUGCUGAUGAGGGGGAUGCAGUCAGACAGUGACAAACUCAGAACUAAAUCAGCCUUCCUUCUGUUAAACCUUCUGACCAGUCAUCCAGAACACAAAGAUACAGUGUUGUCUAUGGGGAUGGUUCAGCAGCUGGUGUCGGUUCUUCGCUCUCCUCAUUCCUCUGUACAUGAACAUGUGCUCGGUGCCCUCUGCUGUCUGGUUGAAGACUCUCCCCGCGGUGUGAGCGACUGUAGAGAUCCGUCCCUUGGCUUGGAGGAACUGCUCAACCAGCGAGUACAGGACCUAAGGGGGCGAGAGGAGAGCCUGGAGGAGCUGGAAUUUUGCGAACGUUUACGAGGGGCCUGUUUCCGAGGGCAACCCCAUGACAACAAUGGAAUGGAUCGCUGAGGUCUUGUUGGGGAUUCCUGCGACGCAGUGAUCGUUCGACACAAAAGAAGUGACCCGAGGUUGAGUUCCCUCUUGUUCGAGAGAGAAAUAAAAACUAGGAACACAGUUGAUGAAGAGAGAAACUUUUAAAAAGAGAAAAACUCUGACUAUUCAGAGUUCAUUUUGACUAUGUGUGCUAAAGCAUACUCGUAUACCAUGAACUGUACACAAACACUCGUGUUAUAUUAUGAAUAUGUACAUUUUGUAUAAUAUAUCGGUUUGUUAUUGUGAACGAUGUGCUGUUUAAAGGUAAACCGGUUUACUUUUCCUCUUUACACCUGAACAACCGUACGAAUGCAAAGCCAUAAUGUAACCUCGCAUCAAUAUAAAAAUAUUUUGUACAUUUUAAAAUAAAUGUGAAAGCGACGGAUACAAGCCCCUGUCCAAGUUUAAUCCUCAUCUAAAUGACGAAAACAGGGUAGUUAGAUUCACCUGCACCAAUAUCAGCUUUUUCACUGUUGCAUAAUCAGUAAAAACUAUGCUGUGAUUUGAAUGUAAUAUUUAAAGUGAUGUAGUUGUUGGGUCUGGAUGCCCCUUUAAGGUUCUUUCCCGCCGAAGUCACUCUUGUUAAAAUAAAGACAUGACAAUUUGUUUCUAAUUUU